CCACGCCAUCUUAUCUUGACGAUAACGAUAUCAAAGCCAUCUCUGUUCCUCUUCCACCGAACAUCAACAAAUCCCUACUUCCCCCACUUCCCUGAUCCCUCCCUCUUAACCUGCGCCCCCCCUCUCUCUCUCUUAACCUGCGCACCAUUCCUCCCCCUCUCAAACUCAAAACCUUGAGUAUUUUUUGUCUUUAUUUACAAUCACUACUCUUCUAGACUUCCCGUUUUCGUUUGGGUUUGGACUUCUUCUGAGAGAUGUGGGAUGCCCGAAGCUUUGAUGAAACUGUUCUCUCUCUGUUCGAAGCCCCUUGGCGUCAAUGUUUCUGCUGAUGCUGGCCGGGAAGGCAGAGAUGGUUUACUAUGGUUUCGUGAUAUCGGACGUUAUGGCUUCGGUGAUUUCUCCAUGGCCGUCAUCCAGGCCAACCAGGUUCUCGAAGACCAGAGCCAGAUCGAGUCUGGUCCUUUUGGCACUUUCGUCGGUGUCUACGAUGGCCACGGAGGCCCCGACGCCGCUCGCUACGUCUGCGAUCAUCUCUUCCGCCAUUUUCAAGAGACAUCAACGGAAUCCCAGGGUGUGACAUGUGAGACCAUUCGGAGAGCCUUUCUUCAAACUGAGGAACGGUUUACUUCACUCGUUUCUGAGCUAUGGAGUAGCAGACCGAGCAUAGCAACGGUUGGUUCAUGCUGUCUGGUUGGAGUCAUCCAUCAGCGGACUCUCUAUGUGGCAAAUGUUGGAGAUUCCCGUGUUGUACUUGGGAAGAAAGUUGGCAACACUGGAGGCAUUGCUGCUAUACAGUUAUCAACUGAACAUAAUGCCAACUUGGAGGCUGUGAGACAGGAGCUUAAACAGUUACACCCAAAUGACCCUCAAAUAGUUGUCCUUAAACAUGGAGUUUGGAGGGUAAAAGGCAUUAUUCAGGUUUCCAGAUCUAUAGGUGAUGUAUAUAUGAAACAUGCCCAGUACAACAGGGAACCUCUCAAUGGGAAAUUCAGGCUGUCUGAACCAAUGGAUAUGCCCAUCUUGACUGCCAAUCCUUCUGUUGUCUCUCUUCCUCUCCAACCAAAUGAUUCUUUCAUAAUAUUUGCAUCUGAUGGCCUUUGGGAACACUUGAGCAAUGAAAAGGCUGUGGAUAUUGUCCACAAUCAUCAACAUGCAGGAAGUGCUAAAAGGCUUAUAAAGGCUGCUCUGCAAGAAGCAGCUAGAAAAAGAGAGAUGCGAUUCUCAGAUCUUCAGAGGAUAGACAAAAAGGUUCGACGCCACUUCCAUGACGAUAUAACUGUUGUUGUUUUAUUCUUAAAUCAUGACCUUAUUUCUAAAGGAUUGGUGCAAGACUCUGCACUCUCUGUUCGAAGUGCUCUGGAACACUAAUAACUUGUUAAAAACCUAAUAUAUUCUACCUUCGAUUUUUAUCGAAACCCUGAACACCGUAUUUUUUAAUCAACUGAAGAUACCAAUGAAUUGCAAGAUUGGAAUCUGACAAAGCAGAGUUGCUGCAGAUUUUUUUCCCUCUCGUUUCUGGGUGAUAAGGAGGCUAGCCCAGUUUGAACUUUUAAGAGACCUGUAUUCUACAAUCUUUUCUGUGUAUUUGUUGAGACGGUCCGAGUAUCUAUAGUUUCGUGAUAUUUUUAUUCAAGCUUGUAAAUUGUAAUCCUUAUUUUCCAAUUGCAAGAUUUUCUUUUCAUUUUUUUUUUCCA
This is a messenger RNA of Nelumbo nucifera (sacred lotus), 1694 nucleotides long. RefSeq names its product putative protein phosphatase 2C 42. The record is from RefSeq and is a predicted model, not a curated record. Gene Ontology annotation, biological process: protein dephosphorylation. NCBI's taxonomy places the organism in Eukaryota, Viridiplantae, Streptophyta, Magnoliopsida, Proteales, Nelumbonaceae. Gene Ontology annotation, molecular function: cation binding; protein serine/threonine phosphatase activity.